AUAGACAACAAUGAUAGACUACUAGUAGAGAACUAAUUUGUUUGUUGAAAUUGUGAUUCAUAGUCAACCUAUGAGGACAAAGAGACAUGGGAGAAUAAUUGUUAUAAUUCCCACAAACUAAUUUACACGGUUCGUCACUCCUUCGCUUAAAUAAUCCCAUUCCCGCACACCUUCUACUACUACUACUACUCCCCACUCUUCAAUUUCUUUAGCUAGAUCGAUUAUGGGUUUGGAUGAGCUUGGCCUCAGCCUAGGCUGCCAUGACAAAGCAGCAAACCACGAUCGUGAUCAUCAUCACCAAAACCAGAAGAAACCACACUUGAAAUUUGACCAACUACUGCCGUCUGAUCUCACGCUAGGACCAUCAGAUGAGGCAGGACCUAGAGGGUCUAAUUCUUCUUCUCCCAGCGGAGCCAUUUCAUCGUUUUCUAACUCGUCUAGUUUCAAGAGGGUAGACAGAGAUAUACCGGGUUCCGGUGAAGAGGUAGAGAGAGUAAGCGAGGAGCUAUAUGAAGAUCAGGCAGGGAGUCCCAGAAAGAAACUCAGACUUACAAAAGAACAAUCUGCCACAUUAGAAGACACCUUCAAACAACACACCACUCUCAAUCCUAAACAAAAACUAGAGCUGGCCAGAAAUCUAAGUUUACGGCCGCGACAGGUAGAAGUUUGGUUCCAGAACAGAAGGGCGAGGACUAAGUUGAAGCAAACUGAAGCGGAUUGCGAGCUGUUAAAGAGAUGUUGCGAGACUCUCAAAGAAGAGAACAGGAGGCUACACAAGGAGCUGCAAGAGCUCCAGUUAAUGAAACAGACACCAACGGCGCCAUUUUACAUGCAGUUUCCGACGGCUACCCUCACCGUGUGCCCUUCCUGCAGUGAAAGAAUUGUCAACGGUUCAAGCGCUGUUGCUGGUGAUGAUCAUCACCUUGGAGUAUCCAAGCCUCAUCACCUUCUCAACCCCUUUACUCAUCCAUCUACAGCUUGCUAGUUACUAGAGGCAACCUAUACAUCGAUGAUCGAUCAUAUAUUUCAAAUUAAUUGUAGAGAUAUGAAUUGCUACUGUGCGUAUAUUGAAAUUAUUAGUCUCUUUUGUCUUUAUAUUUACGUAUCUGUAAAUAUUACGUUUCGAUCAAUAAUCAAUCAAGUCACAAAUUUACAU
Fragaria vesca subsp. vesca is the source of this 1156-nucleotide messenger RNA. RefSeq names its product homeobox-leucine zipper protein HOX19-like. Lineage: Eukaryota; Viridiplantae; Streptophyta; Magnoliopsida; Rosales; Rosaceae. Gene Ontology annotation, molecular function: DNA-binding transcription factor activity, RNA polymerase II-specific; sequence-specific DNA binding. The record is from RefSeq and is a predicted model, not a curated record. The coding region runs from base 224 to 985 and encodes 253 amino acids. The transcript is spliced from 3 exons. Gene Ontology annotation, biological process: regulation of DNA-templated transcription.